Molecule: messenger RNA, 3515 nt
Organism: Pogona vitticeps (central bearded dragon)
Lineage: Eukaryota; Metazoa; Chordata; Lepidosauria; Squamata; Agamidae
Source: RefSeq, a predicted model, not a curated record
CCUUCUCUCGGUGGGAAUGUGAGAGUCACGUGAGCGUUCCUUGGGCUCCGGAUUGGUUUAGACAAAGAUGGUGCUGGGAGGAGGAGGAGGAGGAGGAGAGUUGGCGUAAUGUGAAAAGGUGGCAAUCAGUCAGGAAAAUCAUGUGGAAUAUGAGUACAGUAUAUGAAUAGGUAUUGCAGAUAAGGACAGUAGCAGUGAAUAGAAUCUUAUUUGAUAUGCUUUGCCCUGAGGACAAUACUGAUGAUGAACAAGAAGACUUGCCUUAUGAUGGGGACAUGCAGAGUAGUUAUCAACACAUCUGUGAUUCACAAAACCUGCAAGAUUUCCUUUCUACAGAAAAUGCCUCUCAGAGAGCUUUCACUUUGACAUCUUCCCAUCUUCCCGUCUAUUCAAAAGAAAGUGCAGACUGCAAAACUCAGCUGCCUUUGAGGGAGAAAAAUUUGGCAAUGUUGCUGAGCAAGAAUGACACCAAAUGUCCCCCAACCACAGAGAAAGAAGUUUGGAACUUUGUCCAUUCUGGAAGAAAUCAACAUACCUCUAAGUCAAAAAUUCCAGAUGUUCUUUUACGCCAUUUCCCCCAAGAGGGAUUAUCCCACUCAUGCCAAUUAAUUGAUUCUGAGACUAUCCCAGAAAUAUCAUUUACUGAAAGUUUUGAUGAAACUAUUGUAAAUAAUACAAAGAUUUCAGAAAGGACAAGGAUAUCUUCACUGGUGGCAGAAGAAAAAAAUAACUUUGAACAAGAAUUAACAUGUCAACCGAUUGACAAAAACUGGGAUUCAAUCCAAGUCAAAGUAAUGAAUAAGACCCCUAACCUCGGUGGUGAAAGAAAAGGCUGUGAAGAAUAUAAUCCAGAAUUUAUAACUCAGGAGGAACACACAAUUAAUGAAGAGUUAAAUUUUAUCUCAACCUCAAAAGAAGAAGACCAAAACCAAAAGUUUUUUAUGGAGACAACUGGAUCCUGUCCUGAUCACAGACAUGUUCAACGUCAGGUACACUACCGGCUUCCUGAUUUCUCUAAGGUUCCUCCAAAGGUGAAAAUACCGAAAAGAAAUAACAUCAACAACCAAACUCCUGUAAUUAAAAAAAUUAAAUCAUCCCCAGAUUUGCUUGGUAAAUCAGCAGUUGUGAAAGGUGUACUAGAAGCAAUGAACUCUUUGGAAUCUUUUGCAGCCAAGAAUCAAGAAGAGGAAAUGAGGAUGGUUGAACUUGACCAACAGCUAGAGAUGCUGACAAAACAAGCAGAAGCUCAGAAUCAUAUUGAUAAUCUAAGGUUUAACACUAAGACAACCCCUGGCGUUAAAGGACAAGGUACUGAAAGAACCUCUGAAUGGUCUACCGUUCUGCCUGUAACUGUCCCUGUGAAGCCCAUGUUUAAUUUCUCCCAGUCACCUCUUCCAGAACCACAAUCUGGAAGAAUGACCUCAACCUCCCCCUUAGAUGAUGGAGCAGCUCAAGCAUCUGUGAAUCCCCCUACAUGGCAAAAAGUAGCAGAAGAAGAAACACUUUCUCAGAUCUUAAAGGAACAGACACAAGAGUUGAAAACUAAAGUGGAAACCUUUUCUAAAUGCGUGGCACAAGAUGUAUUACCUGCACAAGAAUGCCAUCAGCUUUUGAGGCUUUUAAAAGAACAACUCAGUCAACUGGAGCAGAAUUACUUCGCAACAAAGGAGAAGCACUGUUGUUUACAACUCCAAAAUUACAAGUAUUCACCAAAAAACAUUGUAGCAUUUGAUCCUGAAAGAAAAGUUGAAGGAGAAAUAUUUAAGCUUGAGAUGCUUCUUGAAGAUAUUAAAGAGAAAAUCGAUGAGACAUGCAAUCCUCCAUCCUCAACUUUUGCAACCUUGUCUUCUUUCACACCCUGUGAAUCUGUGCCGUCUCCCUAUUCACGCUGUUCUGAGAGUCCCAUGAUUUCAAGCAUUAAUGAGUCUUCACAAAACAGUUCCAUGGGAGUGAAUGUUUUUAAGAAUGAGAAUUCUGGGAAGAAUAGAAGCCAUUGUAUAGAGGUGAUCCCACAGAGAGUAUAUCAGCAACCUAGCCAAGGUGACCUAUGUUAUCCCGUCCAUCAGGACCAGCCUGAACUACAAAACAAAAAUGCCUAUGAGAAAAUAGUGAAGCCUCUGGAAAAUUCUGGGCUGCUAAUAAAUAAGCAAUAUAUCCAUCACCGUAUGUUUUCACCAGAUCAAAAGGCUGGAGUGCUUGAGUACCACAGGCCACUGACAUUAGCUCAGAAUAACAGUAACCAAGAAGACAGAGAUGGGAAUUUAAGCUAUUGGGAAAUGAGAUCUCCACCUCCAGUCAAUCCCUGCAAUACCAACAACCCGGAAUCCAAUACCGCAGGUUUCACUCUUUCAAAAGGCCAAGGAAACUUAUCUUGUCCUACAGAUCACCGUUUUCUUGAAGGACUGGGAAAUUCUUCAAAAGAACAUAAUAUUAUUAUACAUCCUAGACUGAAAAUACAGUUAUCGAGUAAACAAAUGUGUUCCUGUUCUUCCAGUAGAAGUAAAAAAGUGGAGUACAAAAAAAUAAAUAGACGAAAAUUAGACUGUGAGAGAUUUUCAGUCUUCUUAGAUGGAAAAGCAACAGAUACAGAUUUAUCAGGUAGUGACUCCGAAGACACUUCAAUUUUUGACCUUCUAGACAGCUCAAAUAGUGGAGAAUGCCUGGAACAGAAGAUGAAGAGUCAUGGAUUAUGGACAACAGGACAGGACAAACAAAAUUAUGCAUCUUUACACAAGACAGAUGUGGCCUUUCAAAGGAUUUCUGCACAUAAACAGCCAGAAGAGUUUAUAGACAGACUGUGUGAUAGGCAAAAUCUACCCAUUCCCCAAACCCGCUAUUCAAGAAUGUACGAUACCAUUAUCCUUUCACCACAGUACCUCAGUCGCAGGCACAUCCAUGGAGGGAGGUCAGCAAGUAAUCUGAGAAACAGACAUGGUGAGGACACUGAUGCAAAGGGGAAAAAAUCCAGUUCCUUUAAACCAAGGUGUUCCAGAGCUGUCAGAUAUAUUCUGACUGGCAAAUACUGUUGAAAACAUGCUGACAGCCAGAAACGUCUUCUGCAUAAACGUAUGUAUAAACUGCUGAAAUUAUGCACAUGCUGAUAAAAGAGAAUAUGCCAAAAAAAUAAAAAAGAACCACUUUUCUGGGAAAACCUCUAAAUCACUGCAUAUUUCUUCCCAACUCUAAUCAUAGUAACAGGUACAUGAUCUAGCUAAACACUGAAUGAGCACAGUGGGAGACAACCAAUAUUUGAAAUUUGGGCUAGCAGGCAAUUCAAUGAGAAGACAAAAAAGCACCUCUAUACUUCCCAGUAUAUAAUGUAGGUUUCUCUCUCUAUUUAAUGUACAUCCUGUCUUUCUCUCAGAACUGGGACCUAAGGAAGCUGACAUGAUUUUUUAAAAAUUACAUUUGUCCACGUACAUAUGUGAAGAACGUGCAAAAAGAUGCAUUUAACUUUCAGUAAAUACUGUAUGUUGAAACUGAAAGGUGGCUCUUACCCACUUACAAGGGGCAAA